Poeciliopsis prolifica (blackstripe livebearer) is the source of this 4432-nucleotide messenger RNA. RefSeq names its product adaptor related protein complex 1 associated regulatory protein (gene ap1ar). Gene Ontology annotation, molecular function: AP-1 adaptor complex binding. The coding region runs from base 286 to 1185 and encodes 299 amino acids. NCBI's taxonomy places the organism in Eukaryota, Metazoa, Chordata, Actinopteri, Cyprinodontiformes, Poeciliidae. The transcript is spliced from 11 exons. Gene Ontology annotation, biological process: negative regulation of cell motility; regulation of Arp2/3 complex-mediated actin nucleation; negative regulation of substrate adhesion-dependent cell spreading. The record is from RefSeq and is a predicted model, not a curated record.
CGACAUACUGGUAUUUACCACACUGUAGCUCUCCGCCCGAAGUGAUGAAAGAGUCCGUUUGGAUGAACUUUGACUAUUGAGAGAUACACAAACGGUGGAACAGCAGGUGGUGGUGUUUCCUCCCUGCAUGGCGAGUGAGCAGCCAGAGAGGAAGGAGGAUGAGGAAGUGGUUGGAUCAGAGGACUGGACAUGAUGAUGAUGUCGUCGCCGCCUGCUGUGAUGCACCAGCAGCUUCCAGCAGAGCGCUAGCUGGACCCCCAGACUCCGGUCAUUCCUGACAAUGAGAUGGGUAACUGCUGGGCUUACUGCGUGGGGCUCUUCAGGAGGGAAGCCAACAGGAUCCAGAGAGGAGGCGGGUCAAAGUACUUCAGAAGUUCUACUACAGGGGAGCAUUACACAAUCGAGUUUGAAAAUCUGGUAGAAAGUGACGAGGCUGAGAGCCCAAAGCCCUGUCCUAGGCCCAUCAGUGAAGAUGAGCUCAGUCACCUCAGAGAACACCGCUAUGCUGCUAUCUCCGACAAACAAGUCCUCAUCGACCAAAAGCUGCAAGUUGAGUUAGAGGCACAGGAGGAGAAGUUAAGGCUAGAAGAGGAGGCUAGAAAUGCCGCCCAGCGCGAGGCCGCCAGGCUGGCUCGUGAACGAAAAAUGAAGGAGCUGUACGCUCAGAGGACGCGGGGGAAAGCAGACGGCUCGGGUGCUGAAACGCAGCAGAGAAAACGAACCUCUGGGGAGGAUUUUGACGUCUACCUCCAGAACGUGAAAGCCCAGUCGGAUGCUUUCAGGAGCAACAGACUUCCCUCUGAAGCAAACGCAGUGACGCCCAACACGGAGUACAGCUGGGAUUUCACCACUAAGACCCGCUCCACCAACGACGACGGGACAUCGCUCGAUUUAGAGUGGGAGGACGAGGAAGGUAUCAACCGAGCUCUGCCGGCCUGGGAGCGGUCUCGGACCGAGGAGGAUAUCUUGCGGGCCGCCCUGCGGCCCGGCAGCAAACAGGUGACCAGUGGGCCCACCUCGGCCUCCGAGGACUCCAACGCUCUGGAGUGGGAGAACGACUUUGUGAGUACUCACCCGGAGGACGGUGGCGACGCCGAAUUCGAAGGGUUUGUCAACCCCGUCCUGGACACGCCCUCAGAGGAUGCCUCGGACUCCGGCCUCAGGGCGGAGAACCAGGACAGAUAGUGUCCGGCACCAAAGGAGACCUCACCAGCUUUUUGCCUCAUGAAUCCGAAAUGUCACUUUGUCGUAAUCAGUAAAGGAUCCCUGAUGCUGGAGAAAUUUGGUAAUUGAUCCAACAUAGCAGAGUCUAAAGACAAUUUUUUUUCUUCCUCAAACGUGUUUUCAGUGCCUUCAUCUGCUACAAUAUCUGACCGUUGAGCAUUGUAACUGUCCUUCCUUUUACCGUUUUAAACAUUGUUCAGAAUGUGCUGCUUUUUUUCUUUUCUUUUUCUUUUUUUUAAUGAUGAUCAGUGACUGAAUUGAAACCAGGUUAUUGGCAGGAAACUUUGACAUGACCAGUGACUGUAAAACCAAACAGAUGCUUUCAGAGAACAAGGUGUUGGUUUAGCCAACAGAAAGACAAAAUGUCACUUUUAUAUCUCAGUGUCUGAAGGCCAAAUGCAGCUCUGAGUCCAGGGGAGCGUCACGCAAUUUUUAUUAUUAUUACAUAUUCAAAGGGAAUAUCCAGAAGUCAAAAUUUGACCCUCUCAAUUUGAUCCAAUACAGUGAAACAAAAUGAUACCAGAAUUAUUUCCCAAAAAUUUCCCCAAAAACUUAAGAGAUCAUUUUACUUGGCUCUUAAUAAACUUGCCUUUUAUUAAACUGUAUGAGUCGGAUCAAACCUUUUGUGGCCAUUUCCACAAGAUUCCCAAAAAUCUGGCACCAUUCCUCCUGACCGAACUGGUUGCCAUGCCAACACAUUGACUGUAUUGUCCUUGAGCCUUUUUGUAACUAAUUUGGCAGUCUGCUUAGGAUAAUGACUCUUUUGCGCCUUAACUUUCCCUUCUCUGAUGACGUUGCUUCAGCAUGUCCACAUGAAAGUUUUUUCCUCACACUUUACUAUCUGUUUUGUAAUGCGCACCAGUCCCUCCUGCAGCAAAAAUAAAACCCACCCACACAUUUUACACGUGCUUAUAAACUUCCCACUUUCCCCUCAAAAUUUUGCCGGUGGUCAUCGAGACCAGAAACACUUUUACCAAGUUUCGUUUCACCCUGGAUCCGUUUGUUCCGGAGAGCAUUUUGCGAGCUGUAAUCUUGGUUUUACAUUGGCUUUGGGAGUCAUGGCCUCUUCCUCACCGCGCAGCUUUUCAGCCGAGUACGGGACUCGUUUAGCUGCGGACCGUGUCGCAUGUUUUAACGUAUCUGUAAAUGCGUAUAAUUAUUUUUUAACUGAUUACUUGGCAGGGAAGAAAAUCGGUCAAAUCAACAGAUGUAAAAUCGCUGCAUGACAAGGAAGAUUGUGUUUUACAUCCGACCAAGUACAUCUAAAAAAAAGAAAAAUUACUCUGAGAAUAAAACAUACUUGUCACUGUUUCGCUGCGAUACUCCCAGCACACAGUAAUUGCAUUCAGCCCCAUUUGGAGGCAGUUAUCGGUUCACGAACUGGAGAAACCGUUUGGUAACUUCGCUUUCAUAAACACUUGGUGGAGAAAGGAUCUUCUGUCUCUAAAUGUCAGAGGUUCAACCUGCUAACUCUGAGCAGAGUUACUGCCUGUGCUUUCCUUUCUCGCUGGGUGAAUGAGUCUGACCGGUGCAAUCGAUUUCAAGACGCACAGCCAACAUUUGGAGAUUUGUUGCUGUUGGGGAGCGGUGACGUAAAACCGGAAGACAUUCCCUGUAGAAGCUUUACGAAAGGUUUUUGUCCUUUUUAGAUUUUUACCAGGCUCUUUAAAAUAUCUUGACUGACCGGACUGCUCCUUCCCAAAGAUUACCACAUAAUGUAAGUGACUGCAUUUAGUCACACUUUCAAAUGUGUUGGCAUUCAUUGAUUGAAAGGAGGAGCAAAAAAAUAACAAUACGGAUGGCUUUGAACUUCAUAAAUUAGAAUUUAUAGUUCUUUCUUAUAGGAAAUGUAUCACGAUAAAUGAUAAGCGAUAAACGCCAACGCCUACUUUGAAAGUGAGUAUGCCUCGAGGAUUCUUCGAUGAUUUAACCUCCAAAUAUUCGUGUUUCAGGGCAACUUAUGUGCAGAACAAUCGGAUUUCAGCGCCGUAUGAAAUCCUGGCAGUUGCAUGCAUGCAUCUCUAGAAAUCACAGGACGACACCCAAGUCACACUCAGCACAACAGAACAUGGAGGCAGAACAUUACAGAUGCCUCAGAGCUCUAAAAACCAAAUCAAAAAAGUCAGCAAUUUCCAUAAAGACAUUUUUAGUUAAAUUUUUUUUCUGGCUCUUUAUGCAGUCUUUGUGACACGUUCAGCAUUUGUGCAUGUUAGCCAGCUCCAAUCAGACCCGGUGUACUGACGGUGCAUGCAUUCUUCACGAAGAGGAAGCUCUGCUGUUGACUGUGACCUCUCAUUAGAAGGACAGUGCUCUGAAUGUUGUCUAAUACGAAAUUCAGCUCAUCUGAAAUGAUUUUGUUGUUGUUGUUGUUCGCCAGUAUAUUCUGAAAAAUCUGGCGGAAAGCAGGAUUCUGAAAACUACAGUAGUCUCUUUUAAGAUGAUGUCAAAACGCCAAAGUGAAUUAGAAAAUCUACGUGAGAAGGCAAAUCAUUUUUAGAGUGGUGACCAUCAAAAUGGGACUUAAAACUUCCUCUAAUCCAAUUACUGUGUCGUGUGGGCAGUAGAGGCGCAGCGAUUCCAGGUUUUUUUGUUUUUCGGGCCGAUUGUCAACCUUUAAAAAGCCACUUUUAGCUGAUGCCACUUUUUUAUUUUGUUUUAGUAAAGAAUAAAAAAAAUGCAUUUUUUGUUUAGAAAGUUGCUAAAUGUAUAGCGAAAAAGUCAAUCUUGCAUGCUAAUAUCAUUCUGACUCGACCGGCCGGUCACCCAAAAUGAAGAAAGUCUGAGUCUGGUUCAUCGGUGCAUCCCGAGUUUACAGAAAUGCUGUUGGUGUGUCCAAAUGUGUUGUGAACAAGUUGGUCAGAAAACUGAUCAUUACUGUUUCUUAUCUUAUCACAAGAGGUUUUGUUUAGUUUUCACUCUGAUCACUUUCUUUGCUCGUCUUAGAGGAUCUUAAAACCAACUCUCAUGUCGACUGGUGGGAGGGAGACAACCACCUGGGGAAUGUGUAGAAAAUGCACGGGUUAAUUUUCAGACUUUUUAUUUUUAAUCAGUGUAAUUUACUGCACCAUUUAAUAAUUUAAUUUUUGUUGUGAUUGUUGUUUGAACUUGGUUUAUUUCUUGUAAAUUAUGUAAAAAAAAAAAAAAAAGUAUAACUAAACAUUCCUUGUCAUGAUGAGUUGAAGAAAAUAAAUUCAUAGUUUUAAAUGCU